This is a messenger RNA of Suricata suricatta (meerkat), 402 nucleotides long. RefSeq names its product nescient helix-loop-helix 1 (gene NHLH1). NCBI's taxonomy places the organism in Eukaryota, Metazoa, Chordata, Mammalia, Carnivora, Herpestidae. The transcript has a single exon. The record is from RefSeq and is a predicted model, not a curated record. Gene Ontology annotation, biological process: regulation of transcription by RNA polymerase II. Gene Ontology annotation, molecular function: protein dimerization activity; DNA-binding transcription factor activity, RNA polymerase II-specific; RNA polymerase II cis-regulatory region sequence-specific DNA binding. Bases 1 to 402 code for a protein of 133 amino acids.
AUGAUGCUCAACUCAGACGCGGUGGACCUCGACCUGCCUCCCACCCACUCCGAGACCGAGUCCAGCUUCAGCGACUGUGGGGGCGGGGCGGGCCCCGACGGGGCGGGGCCUGGGGGCCCCGGAGGGGGCCAGGCCCGGGGCCUGGAGCCGGGAGAGCCCGGCCGAAAAGACCUGCAGCACCUGAGCCGGGAGGAGCGGCGGCGGCGGCGCCGGGCCACGGCCAAGUACCGCACGGCUCACGCCACGCGGGAGCGAAUCCGCGUGGAAGCCUUCAACCUGGCCUUCGCCGAGCUGCGCAAGCUGCUGCCCACGCUGCCCCCGGACAAGAAGCUGUCCAAGAUCGAGAUCCUGCGUCUGGCCAUCUGCUACAUCUCCUACCUGAACCACGUGCUGGACGUCUGA